AUGGCUAUGGGUUUGCAUAAUAUAUCGUCCAUUCAUUCUUCUUUCUUUGGAGAGGCUCAGCCUCCACUGCCAAGUCAGUGGGGUGAGCAACAAGAUAUGCCUAGCCCACGGGCAUCUUCUCUCUUACAAAUAUGGCGAGAGCUUGAGGGUGAGCAUGGGGUGUAUCGUUCUUGUAAACCAAGGGAACAGAGGAGUGACAGUUCAGAUUCUGACCGAUCAAGCACUCUCACCUUGGAUCGGCAAGGGAGUGAUAAGGGGGAUGAUACUUCUGAAGCAGCCAUCGAGAUUGAGAAUCAAGUCCGGAUAGGAUCAGAUAACGAGCAAGAGGAUAAUAACAGUACUAUUACGGAACAAUCUACUGAUUUGGGAGAAGUUGAACGUGAAAGAGUUAGGCAAAUUUUUCAUGAAUGGAUGAAAGGUGGUGCUAAGAGUCAUCCACCUAAUGCUCAGCUUAGAAGCAUCUCAAGGCCCCAAUGGCUCGGUGAGAAUGAGUGUGAAAGGGUGAGAACCGUUAGAGAAUGGGUGCAGAUGAAUACCCAACAGAGAAGCAGUUGUUGCUCGCAUAUAGAUGGAGACAGUGAAGUUGGUUUUCAGAUUGAACAGAUGCACGAUGAAUUGUCAGUCAACCAUUCCAACCUUGGUGCACGGAGGCCUAUUCGAAGAUUAUGUGGUAGACAGACUCUUCUAGAUCUUUUGCUGAGGGCUCAGAGCGAAAGGAAAAGGGAACUACUGAAAUUGUCCGAGUGCAGGCCAGUUUCAGAAUUUCCUCAUCGUAAUCGCAUUCAGGCGGUUCUUAGAGGUAGUUUCCUGCGAAACCAAAGACUAAUCCUGGACAGGAGACCUUCAUCUGUGGCUGCAAGUGAAUUGGGUUUGCUAAGGCAAAGACAUACAGUAUCUGAUCUAAGGGAAGGAUUCCUCUCCAAAUUCGACAAUUCUCCUAGUACCGAGGUGAAUGGCUCUCAGUUUGAUGUGUCUUUUAAUGAUGAAAGUAAUGGCCAAAGAGAUGAGCGAUCUCAAUCACUCGGUGAGAGUGAGCUCACAGAUGAAGACAUGAGUCAGCAGGAAUCUGAUGUACAAGUUGCUGAAGUAGAGGUGCCAGUUUUGGACUGUGAAGAAAAUGUCCGAGAAGUGUCAUCCAACAAUGGACAUAUUAGAGAGAAUGAUGUCACUAGAACCUGGGAGGAGAAUAAUACUAAUGAACGGUCGUUUCAAGCUGAUCAAAUUGAUGGCAGUGCAUACAGAGAAGUUUUACUUGAUCAUGAUGAACCUAGAAGUAGGGCAGGUUAUGUGAAUGAGUUAGUUGGGAAUACAUAUAAUAUCGAACGGCACACAAAUGAUGCACAUGUCACUGGACACCUUGAAUUCGAUUGGCAAGAUGCUUCAGUUCAAAGAGAUGAGUUGCAAGAGUCAGUAAUUGAAUUUGAAGAAAGUGACUGGCGACAGGUAACCAGUGGUGCAUUUAGUGACUGGAUGAAUGGUAGUGAAGAAGAUGUGGGUGGAAGUUGGGAAGAAAGCACUGCUAAUCAGUGGUUUCAGGGAACUUCUAAUAUUGAAAUUGUCGAGCCUGAUCAGAUAGGAGAAUCGCAUGAGAACUGGCAAGGGCAAGAUUUGCAAGAGGCUAUUGAUAGUUGGCUAGACAUGCCUUCUGGAGAGGGAAGUUCUAUUCCGAGAAUUGGUUCGUUUAAUUUCCCCGAAGAUGAAAAUAUUUACAGCAUGGAACUUAGGGAGCUUUUCACCAGGAGACGUGUCUCUAGUCUUCUCCGAAGUGGUUUCCGCGAGAGUCUCAACCAAGUGCUGCAGUCCCAUGUGGAACGUCAAGGUCAUGCUUCUAGUAACUGGGAGCUAGAAAAUACAUCUCCAACCUUAACCAAUACAGACCAGGAACAACUGAACGGUGAUCAAAAUGCAGCUCACUCGGGUGGUGCUGAACGAAAUCCAUUCAUUUCCUCUUCAUCACUUGUCUUUGCUUCUCAGCCACUUUGGGAUGAAGAGUUUCGGAGUGCAAGUAGACCACUGAAUUCUCAUCAUUGCUUUGGAACUGACUGUGAGGUGAUCAAUGAAUUGAGGAUUGACAUGGCUAGGCUUCACCAAAAGAUGACCAACAUGCAAAGCAUACUGGAAUCAUGCAUGGACAUGCAAAUUGAGUUGCAGCGUUCAGUGCAACAAGAGCUUUCUGCUGCUUUAAAUCGAUCAAUUGUUUCAACAGGUAUAUGUUGGGGCAAUAUGCCUAAAGAUGAAUCUCUAUGGGAUCAUGUGAAGAAAGGAAUAUGUUGCAUAUGUUGUGAUUGUAAAAUAGAUUCUUUGCUCUACAGGUGUGGGCACAUGUGCACCUGUUCAAAAUGUGCAGAUAACUUGAUCAAAGACAAGGGGAAUUGUCCAAUGUGUGACGCGCCAGUUGUUGAGGCAGUCCAAGCUUAUUUCGUACAGUAA
This is a messenger RNA of Fraxinus pennsylvanica, 2430 nucleotides long. The record is from the annotation of a GenBank genome assembly. Lineage: Eukaryota; Viridiplantae; Streptophyta; Magnoliopsida; Lamiales; Oleaceae.